Manduca sexta (tobacco hornworm) is the source of this 2874-nucleotide messenger RNA. Its product is annotated as facilitated trehalose transporter Tret1. Bases 384 to 1859 code for a protein of 491 amino acids. Gene Ontology annotation, biological process: transmembrane transport. The transcript has 8 exons. NCBI's taxonomy places the organism in Eukaryota, Metazoa, Arthropoda, Insecta, Lepidoptera, Sphingidae. Gene Ontology annotation, cellular component: membrane. The record is from RefSeq and is a predicted model, not a curated record. Gene Ontology annotation, molecular function: transmembrane transporter activity.
AAUGUUUCAAACCCAAUAAAUGAGUUUACUAUUCUAAACAAAAGUGUGCUCUCUACAAUAUUAGAUAUUAUACUAUCAUUUUAUUUGUAAGAAAGUCACAACAGGAAAAAAAUAUACCUAUACUUAACAAAUACAUCGCAUAUAAUAUUAUAAGUAAUUCAGAAAGAUGAAAAGUGGAUAGGACAUGUGUUUAAUGUUAAAUUUAGUUUAUCUUUCCGCGAAUAUGGUUUAAAAUACCAUGGCACGCAUUAAAAAAUCGUGUUUCAACUAAGGCCGCGUAGAAUUCGCGGUUGAAUGCUAAUUUUUGUCAAAUAAUAUAUUGAUAACAGUGUUCAAUAUUAACAGCGGUGGUCGUUUCUAUUGUGUGUUUUAAAACUAUUAAAAUGGAAGAAAACAGUGACAACAGAAAAGUGCAGUACUUUGCGUUAAUGGCCGUAUCUUUGGCGUCUCUCACAUGUGGUGUGGCGGUGUACUGGUGUUCUCCGAUGAUACCCAAAUUCAUUAACAACGAACUCAGUUUUGGAAUAUCAAAAGAGGAGACAUCAUGGAUUGCAGCACUGUCGUCACCUGGCUACAUGGCCGGAAGUCUGGCGACCAGCUACAUCGCGGACAGGUUCGGCAGACGAGUCGCCAUACUCGGCAGCGCAAUCCCCAUGACCAUCGGGACAAUUAUUUUGGUCUGCGCCAACCAUGCUUGGAUGAUAUACAUAGUUAGAUUUAUAUGGGGCUGUUCGACCGGAGUUUUUAUGACGGUCUCAGUGAUCUACCUCGUUGAAAUAGCAGAUAAGGACAUCAGAGGGACGCUAAAUGUAGCAAACCGAUUCAUGUUUAACUUCGGUAGUUUCGUGGUGAUGUCUGUUGGACCGUUUGUGGAGUAUAACACUUUGAAUUACAUGCUGUUGGUGCUGCCUAUCGUGUACUUCUCGGUGUGUUGGUGGAUCCCCGAGACGCCUUAUUACCGCUUGAAGGAAGGAAACGUGGAUGCCGCUAGAAAGGAGUUGCUGUUGCUACGCGGAUACAAAGAUCCGAAGGUGCUAGAGGAACAGUUAACUUCCAUGGAAUCAAAUGUGAAGAAAGAGAUGCGCAGGUCUGGUACAGCCAAAGAGUUGUUCACUGGGAGACAGUACAAAAAAGCAAUUAUUAUAGUAAUGGGUUUGAAAUUGACGCAGAUCAUGUCUGGAUCGAUUCCUAUCCAGCAGUACUUCGGUAGCAUAAUACAAGAGAGUAAUAAAGAUAUUCAAUUGUCCACUGCGCUUAUAUUGUUCGGUGGCCUGAGAUUUUGUGCUGGUAUCCUAUCCUCAUUCCUGGUGGACAAAGUGGGACGUCGUCCGAUACUCAUCACAACCUACACCGGAGCGUGUCUGUGCCUCACGACUGUUGCUGUUUACUUCUAUUUCAAAGAAGUUGUCGGCAUCGAGAACGAAUCCACUAGUCCGUACAGAUACAUAACCUUCGUAGGAAUCAACGUUAGCAACGUGUUGGCCACGAUCGGCUUCGAUUCGUUGUUAUUCGUCAUCCCGGCCGAACUGUUUCCUAUUAACGUCAAAUCUGUGGCCAUGACGUGCCUCAAUAUAUUUGGGGGGUGCAUGAACUUCGUCACGGUGAAGGGUUACCAGUCUUUGAAGAACUGGACUGGUUUGAGCGGAGUAUUUGGAUAUUUCGCCGUUUCAGCUCUACUCGGAGCGUUGUUCACCACAUUUAUGGUACCAGAAACGAAAGGCAAAAGUUUACGGCAAAUCCAGGUGGAAUUGCAAGGCAAUAUUUACGACGACGCCGAUGAAAGUUUAAAUAAGGUAUCUUAUGACGUAAAUGGUAAGGUUGAUAUUGAAAUGAAUGAGAUAGCUAACAAUAAAAAGUAGUUAUAGGAUUAUGAGACAUCCGUAUUUGGAAUUUUCAGUGAUAUUUUAUGAAUAACAUUGUUCGAGGUGAGACCACAUGUUAAGGUUGAAUUUUCGUACAUGACGCGUAGGUGGAUAAUUUAGAAAUGUGUUCUAUGGGCCGUAAUUCUGGAUAAUCGUUUUAAUAAUGGUUAGUUAGUAAAUACUUUUUGCAUCGAUCAAUAUAAUGUUUCAAAAAAUAUGAAACAAAUAUAAUUAAGCCCAUCAAAUGACUACUUCUUAACAAACAUUAUAAUCAAUGUUUAAGGUAAUAUUGUUUUAUUAAUUUCUUAUGUAAAUUAAUGUGGUAAAGACAGCAGUCCUAUCGCCUUUAAGCGGCGGGUGGGAGGCUAGCACAGGGUGCUAGAUCCUAGAGAGGGCGUUAAGGAUUCUAAGGAGGGCGCCAAGGUCUCUAGGGACGCCACUGGUUCGAUGCAUUUAGUAGGUACAGUUAAAUAAAUUAGGCUUCGUGUAAAGAAGCGCCGUAAAAAUUUCAUCCAUUGCGUCUAAAUAGCUAAGGCUGGUCAAGGAACAGUGAUUAAAGGUGAUUGUGUAAAUUACUGAAUGUAAAUAUUCAUUGUUAAAUAUUUAUUUUAAGGUCCUUAGAUAUACAAUCAUUAGAUAAACUAAAGAAUUAAAAAUAAAUAUUUAUAUAGAUCAUUGCUUAAAAAUGUAAAUUUAGGUAGUUGGAUGUCCAUUUGCUAAAAUUGUAAUUAUGGAAUUUUAUGCUAUACCUCCAAGGUUUUACAUUACCAUAGACUAUUCUUUUUAAUUAAUUGCUUAUGGAACCGGCUAAGGUCAAAGACUAUGGUGCCAAGUCACAAUUAAGUUACCAAAGACAGCCUCAAGCGAUGUUGUGUUUUGACAAUGUCGAGGCUUGAUUACAGAAUAUUUCCUGUGUCAUUAUUAUUAUAUAAUAUGGUAGAGUUUAUUCGUAUUCGUGAUAUACUUAUGACCUAUUGUGUUGAUUAGUAAUUAAAAAAACGAUUUAAUGGUG